AUGCCGUCCGCGCUUGCAACGCUAAACGACAGGGCCGCCAACACAAACCAUUCGGCCGAGGCCGCCUUCAUUACGCACCCCCACGCGCCCACGCAGGCUGACAACUAUAGAAAAGUCACGGCCAAGGCCGGUAUCUCCCCGCUGGAUGUGAGCUACGUCGAGCUGCACGGCACCGGCACCCAGGCCGGGGACUGCGAGGAGGCCCACUCCGUGUCGGAUGUCUUCGCCCCGGCGGGUCCCGGUCCGCGGCGCAAGAAGAAGAAACGCCUGCGCCUCGGCGCUGUCAAGAGCAACCUCGGCCAUAGCGGGGCCGCCGCCGGCAUCGCCUCCUUCAUCGAGGUCUUGCUCAUGUACCAGAACGGCGCCCUGCCGCCGCAGAUCGGCGUUGCCAAACUCAACCCUACCAUGCCGCCGGACCUGGAAGAGCGCAACGUCGGCCUCAACUGGGAAUACUCCGAGUAG
This is a messenger RNA of Colletotrichum higginsianum IMI 349063, 462 nucleotides long. Its product is annotated as Polyketide synthase. The coding region runs from base 1 to 462 and encodes 153 amino acids. Gene Ontology annotation, biological process: secondary metabolite biosynthetic process; fatty acid biosynthetic process. The transcript is spliced from 2 exons. Lineage: Eukaryota; Fungi; Ascomycota; Sordariomycetes; Glomerellales; Glomerellaceae. The record is from RefSeq and is a predicted model, not a curated record. Gene Ontology annotation, molecular function: fatty acid synthase activity.